This is a messenger RNA of Leptomonas pyrrhocoris, 863 nucleotides long. RefSeq lists its product as hypothetical. The transcript has a single exon. NCBI's taxonomy places the organism in Eukaryota, Euglenozoa, Kinetoplastea, Trypanosomatida, Trypanosomatidae. The record is from RefSeq and is a predicted model, not a curated record. The coding region runs from base 42 to 863 and encodes 273 amino acids.
GAACACCCCAACACGCACCCACUCCCCAGAGACGUGUGCUCAUGGCGUCCAGCUCGUCGUCCGUUGCGUCGUCCGUUGCGUCGCACUUCCCGGAGCGGACGAGCACGCCGCCACCGUGGAAGGGGGCGGCUACUGGUGGGAGCAGCCGGACACUGCACGGACUCCUGCUGACGGACCUUUGGAUGCAGCCGCUGCACGCACGCAGUCGCACACGUGAACGCCUGGGGCACAUCGACUUUGGCAUGGUCAUUCCGCCUGUUCGCGCCUUUGUGUACUCCAUGCUCGUACCCUACCUCUGCUACCCGAUCGCGCUGGUCCACCUCUACGGCUUCUACCGCUGCGCCAGAACGAUGGUGUUUCCGAAAUACUACAAGCGCCAACGGUACUCGGAUCGGGUGAUGUACGGCGUGCAGAAACGCGUGUAUGACUCACGGCAGAAGCGAGUAAUGGAGACGCAGAUCGAUGACGUGCAGGAGAUCCAGCACGCCUUGCAGGUGGUGGGAGCUGCGCGAAACACAUUUGUCGAUGACCCGUCGCGCCAGGGCACGGCCUACUUUGUGGUGGAGCAGCGAAUUAUGAAGGCUGAGGCGGUCUUCACCGGCGAGAACUGGGCCUGGGCGUUCAUCUCCGACACGUGUCGCUACGUCACGCCGCUGCUCUUCGCUUACUUGUUCCACCCGUCCUGCAAGCGAAUGACGGUGGACUUGCGAUUGUGGCGGCAGGGUCGCCUGCAGUGGCGGCAGAUUCGCCACCCCGUCUUAAAUUUCUUCAAGUCGUACAACGAGUACAACAAGGCGAUGCGCCGCAUCAACGUUGUGAAGCCGGCCCCAAAAGGUGCGCAACCGUGGAGUAAGAACCUGUAG